This is a messenger RNA of Myxocyprinus asiaticus (Chinese sucker), 1755 nucleotides long. RefSeq names its product protein kinase containing Z-DNA binding domains (gene pkz). Lineage: Eukaryota; Metazoa; Chordata; Actinopteri; Cypriniformes; Catostomidae. Gene Ontology annotation, biological process: protein phosphorylation. The coding region runs from base 187 to 1683 and encodes 498 amino acids. Gene Ontology annotation, molecular function: protein kinase activity; double-stranded RNA adenosine deaminase activity; RNA binding. The record is from RefSeq and is a predicted model, not a curated record. The transcript has 11 exons.
UAUGUGCCACGGUUCAAAUAAGAAAGCGAAGGAAACGAAACAGAUACUGAAAGGUGAAGAAGACGAUAGAAAUACUCGCGAACAAGCUCUUGAAACUUUGGUCUCUCGACAGACCAGAGACGGCGCAGCGGAUCUAGUUUAGUCUAGUUUACAUGCUUGAACUGCAUUUAAGUCAUUUAAAUCAUAAUGUCUGUUAGUGCCAAAAAUGAAAUGGAGAGAAUAUGUGAUUUCUUGAGGCAAAACGGUGAAAGCAACGCUUUGAAAAUCGCUAAAGAACUCAAACUGGACAAAUCCACGGUAAACAAACAUUUAUACAGCUUGCUGGAGUCGAAACAGUUGAACAGAUCUGCCAGAAAUCCUCCUGUCUGGUCUUUAAAAGAGGAGACGAUUACUGAGAUUAAACCAGCACUGAAAUCUGAAGCUUCAUGUGAAGAUAAAACUGUGAUUGAGCUGUUGAGAUCUAGAGGAACAGACGGGUUGGCAGCUUCUCAGAUCGCAAAAGAACUGAAACUACCACGAAAAACUGUAAACAAACAGCUGUACAGUAGGCUCGAGAAGGGUGAAGUACACAAAUCUGAGGACAAUCUGUGGACUUGGUGUAAUGAGAAUAGAAAUGGGAAUCUGCAGAAAGAGAUUAAACACGGGUUCCCCUCGUGUGCACAAGAUUUUAGACCGGCCUCAUAUUCAGGGUUAUCUCAAAAUUUUGACGAGAUCACAAAGCUUGAUCAAGGAGGCUAUGGCCAUGUUUACAGAGUGAAGCAUAAAUAUGAUGGCAACAUCUAUGCUGUGAAGAUAGUCAACUUAACUGGGAAAGCUGAUUCUGAGGUGAAGGUAUUGGCUCGACUAGAUCAUCCAAACAUUGUACGUUAUCAUACAUGCUGGACAAGUUCUGACAACUGGACAUCAAACAAGGACAUGUCUAAGGCAUCAUCUUCCUCAGUUGAAGUGACCUUUGAGAGAUCCAGUAGUGGACAGAGUGAUGUCACAUCAGAUAUGGAGAGUCUGGAUCUGACAGUGGAAUCAACAUUCACUACUGAAUCAUCAAGAAGCCACAGUACACACAGUUCGGACCCUUUAAAUCACAGAAUGUAUUUGUAUAUUCAAAUGGAGUUCUGUGAGGGAGGUAAGCUGACUGAAUGGAUAAAGACGAGGAAUCUUACGGAAAAACAGAGAACGCUGGAAAUAUUUUCUGAAAUUGUUAGUGGAGUGGAAUACAUCCAUUUGAACAAUCUUAUCCACAGAGACUUGAAGCCUGAUAAUAUAUUGUUUGGCGCUGAUGGCAAAGUGAAGAUUGGAGACUUUGGGCUUGUAGCUGCUCUGAUGAAUCACAAUGGUGAGGAUAUAGAGAGAUCAAAAAGAAAAGGAACACCACAGUAUAUGAGUCCAGAACAGGAAAAUCUGCGGAAAUAUGAUGAAAAAACAGACAUAUUUCCCCUUGGACUCAUAUGGUUUGAGAUGCUCUGGAAAUUGUCUACUGGCAUGGAGAGAGCAAAGCUCUGGCCAGAUCUGAGAAAUCAAAGGUUUCCUCAGGGAUUCUGUGAGAAAUAUCCAACUGAAAAUAAAUUCAUUUUGAAGAUGCUGUCACAGGAACCAAAGGACAGGCCACAUGCAAAAGAAAUAAAAGAAAAUCUGGUCACAUUUUUCUCUUUAGAUCAGAAUCCGUUAAGUCAGAGAACUAUUUGAGAUUUUCUCUCUCUCUUUCUCUCUCUUUCUCUCCCUCUCUCUCUUUCUCUCUCUCUCUUUCUCUCUCUCCCU